Messenger RNA from Protobothrops mucrosquamatus (brown spotted pit viper), 1503 nucleotides. RefSeq names its product transmembrane serine protease 3 (gene TMPRSS3). NCBI's taxonomy places the organism in Eukaryota, Metazoa, Chordata, Lepidosauria, Squamata, Viperidae. The transcript is spliced from 13 exons. The coding region runs from base 1 to 1503 and encodes 500 amino acids. The record is from RefSeq and is a predicted model, not a curated record. Gene Ontology annotation, cellular component: membrane. Gene Ontology annotation, molecular function: serine-type endopeptidase activity; protein binding. Gene Ontology annotation, biological process: proteolysis.
AUGAGUUCAGUGGAACAGGCCCCAAGAACAGAUUCCAGUCUUGAUACCACUGAAAUUGCCUCUGCUGCAGAAGAUGAACUGCCAGAUUCUAAUAUUUGUUUCUGCUGCAGAAGGAUGUUCUGUAUACAUCAAGCAAAAGUAGAUCAUAGUGAACAUGAAAAUGAAGAGAUUGCAGUGCCUCGGUGCCAUUUUUUAAUCCCACUAAGGCUGCUUCCCUUUAUCCUUGCCUUAUUUUUCACUUUAAUCAUAGCAACUGCCAUUGCCUUGAGUGUUUAUUUCAACUGCAAUGGGAGGUUUCAGUGUAGAUCUUCCUUUAAAUGUAUUGAUCAAACAGCAAGGUGUGAUGGCGUCUUCAAUUGCAAAGAUGGAGAAGAUGAGUACAGAUGUGUCAGAUUGAGCGGCAAAAGAGCUGUGCUGCAGGUGUUCAGUUUUGGAACCUGGCGGACUGUGUGUUCCGAUGGCUGGAAAGACAGCUAUGGGAAUGUUUCAUGUAAAUACUUAGGAUUUUCAAGUUUUGUAAGUUCAUCUGGCUUCCCAGUGGCUGCCAUUGAGAAUGAAUUCCAGAAAUAUUUUGUUACUGCAAAUCAUUGGUUAUCAGCUGAUCAGCUAACAUCACCACAGAAUGCUACCAAUUUACGAGAAGAAUGUAUUUCAGGCAAUGUAAUUGUCUUAAAAUGUUCGGCAUGUGGUACUAGGACCUGGUACUCCCCACGUAUUGUCGGCGGAAAUGUGUCCCUGCUCCAGCAAUGGCCAUGGCAAGCCAGCCUUCAGUUUCAAGGAUAUCAUUUGUGUGGGGGGUCAGUCAUCACCCCACUGUGGAUUGUUACAGCAGCUCACUGUGUUUAUGAUUUGUACCUACCAGGAGCGUGGAGUGUUCAUGUGGGUUUAGUAAUCCUGGAAGAAAACCCUAUUAAUCCAUACUUAGUGGACAAAAUUAUAUACCAUAAAAAGUAUAAGCCUAAAACAAUGAAGAAUGAUAUAGCGCUGAUUAAGCUGGCUACUCCACUUGCACUAAAUGGUCUUAUAGAGCCAAUUUGCCUUCCUAAUUUUGGAGAACAUUUUCAAGAAGGAAAAAUGUGUUGGAUAUCAGGAUGGGGAGCGACAGAAGAAGGAGGAGAUACUUCAGAAACAAUGAAAUAUGCCGGUGUCCCUUUAAUUUCUAACAAAGUAUGCAAUCAUGGAGAGGUUUAUGGAGGAAUUGUGGCUUCAUCAAUGCUCUGUGCAGGUUAUUUAAAAGGAGGCAUAGAUACCUGUCAGGGAGACAGUGGGGGGCCACUGGCAUGCAAAGACAUGAAUACUUGGAAGUUGGUAGGAACAACCAGCUUUGGGGUGGGCUGUGCAGAAGAAAACAAACCUGGAGUCUACAGUCGCAUCACCUCAUUUCUGGAUUGGAUACAUGAACAAAUGGAGAGAGAUGUUCAGACUGGAUUUGGUAUUUUUGUUUACAAAUCAAUUCAUUUCCAAGGACCUGGGAUAAGCAGAUAUGAAUGUUUGAUGGUGUAA